This is a messenger RNA of Cylindrotheca closterium, 786 nucleotides long. NCBI's taxonomy places the organism in Eukaryota, Bacillariophyta, Bacillariophyceae, Bacillariales, Bacillariaceae. The record is from the annotation of a GenBank genome assembly.
AUGCUCACUUGGAAAGUCAUCUCCUCCGUCUUCGCACUUUUUUGCACUGUGGAAGCAUUUGUUCCUCAACAAUCCGUUGCCACCAGAUUUGUCCAACAACAAACGAAUCUCAAUGCCUUAGACCCAAUUCACAUUCUUGAUUCAGCUUCAACACUUUUGUCAAGCGACGAUGUUAUUCCCGGAACCUCCGGAGAGGUUUCGUACUCCCGAGCUAGCUACUACAGUAUUUUGGGGCUAUAUUUGAUUUCCUUUCCUGGUAUCUGGUCGACAGUUAAGCGUUCCACAAAGACCAAAGUAAAGAAAAAGACCUAUGUCACCAAGGGAGAGAUGGAAAAGGAUGGAAAGAGUCUGCGAGAACAAGCAGGAGAAAUUAUGGCUUACAUGAAGGCCAACAACUAUGAGGUCGUAGAAGCUGGAGAAACAAUCACUUUCCGAGGUCUCGUUCAAAGAAGUACAUCUCAGGCAUUCUUUUUGGUGUUCUGCACUGCCAUUGCUUUUGCUUCUCUCGCACUUGUACUUCAAAUUCAAUUCCAGGACCUAGAACUUCCUGUUAUCGGCAAACCGAAUUGGUUCUUGUUUACUCUUUUGUCUCCUUAUGCUGGAAUCUACUACUGGCAACAAGGAGAUAGACAGGAUGAUUGUUCGUUCAAACUAGAAGCCAAUGAUGACGAGACGGAAAACUCCAUUACAGUGCUUGGAUCAGAAGAAGAAAUCGAACGAAUGUGGCGAACUCUAGAGUGGCAAGAGAAGGGUAUGGUGAAAGUCCCUGGAUUGCUUGAUGCAUAA